AUGGUUGGAGUUCCAGGACGAUCCAAAGGUUGCAACACGUGUCGCAAACGUAAAAAGGGAUGUGACGUUCAACGUCCAGAAUGCGGACAGUGUCUGAAGGCAGGACUGAAAUGUGAAGGAUAUGAGCGGAAGCGCAUAUUCGUCAACGUAACGAACCCUGCCGCCAGCAAAAGCUCCAAAACGGCGGCCCUGAUCCCCGUCAUACCUAGCAUUGUACAAGUGGCCUCCUUGUCCCGGUCCGCAUAUGAGGAAAAGAUUCUGGACAUGUUUUGGGAAGGCUUCAUGCCCAAUUUCCCAAUAUGUUCCCUCGAAAAUCCAAUUAUGAGGUAUUCCCAUGCAGAGUGGGCUGUGGCGGUUAAAGAUCUAUACACCACCGACGCUGUCUUGCGCCAGAGUUUAUUAUCGAUCAGCCUGGGAACCAUAGGUCGCCGCGACGAGCAGAAAUGGAUGAUUGACGAGGGACUAAAGUUCUAUUGCCAAGCUUUGAGUCAGAUGAACAGCGCACUACGACAUCCUGCGCGGUGGAAGUCGGAUGCUAUCAUGAUGGCUUCGAGAUUGCUUGGCUUCUACGAGCUUCUAUAUGGAGCAGAUGAUAGGGAGAGACGAGGCAUUUCUCAAGCCCAGAGUUGGGAAGGCCAUGUGAUGGGGGAGCUGGCUCUUGUGGUGCAACGAACGCCCGAAAGUCACAUUGAUGGCCAUGCACAUCUGCUCUUCUCUUCCGGCCGAAUGCCAUUAGCUAUAUCACACAUUAAACAGAGGCGCAGAUGUCCCCUAAGUCAACCUGUUUGGAAAACAGUUCCGUGGCAGUACCACCCGAAAUCUGCCAAAGAUUCUCUAGUAGACAUAUUCGUCGACAUCCCUGGCAUAUUGGAAGAUCUAGAUCUGUUUCGCAGUUGCGAUGAAGGACCUGAAAAGGAAGAAAGACAGAAGAAGCUGAUCAGAGAAUGUUGGCGCAUUGAUGCAGAGUUGAUGUCAUGGCUGGAUAGUUUAAGCCCACAAGAGGAAUUCAAAGCCCUUGAAGCGCGAGGGUUAGAGAACCCAACAACCUGCGAUGUUGUUGUGGCAUCGGCCAUGUGCCUUUUCUGGACAACUUGCAUCUUGGCAUACAGCACGCUCCGAAUGGCCUUUGGCCCAAACCCAGGCGUUGAGCUGCCAGAACGAACCAAUCCCCGGAUUUACUGCACAAAGAUCGCGAACAUGGUCGAUGUACUUUUCCACCCAGCUGCAGGGACUUAUGGAAUUCAGUCCGCGCCGUUGCCGAUUGGUAUGUCUCUGGUAUACCUGAACUCGACAGAAGAGGGCUUCAACUCUCAAGAGAAAAAGAAGCUCGUUAGCUUCUUCGGGAAACGGGCCAACAAUGGGAUUGCAAUUGGCAAAUUCCUAGUUAGCACCCAAAGAGAUGGCAUAGUGCCAAGGGGCGCGGCCCAAUCUCCAACUCCUGAGGCUAUUAAGGCCAAGGCCAUCAAGUGGAUAGGUGCUGUGGAAUGA
Messenger RNA from Colletotrichum truncatum, 1488 nucleotides. Its product is annotated as C6 zinc finger domain protein. The record is from RefSeq and is a predicted model, not a curated record. Gene Ontology annotation, molecular function: zinc ion binding; DNA-binding transcription factor activity, RNA polymerase II-specific. Lineage: Eukaryota; Fungi; Ascomycota; Sordariomycetes; Glomerellales; Glomerellaceae. Gene Ontology annotation, biological process: regulation of DNA-templated transcription.